Ixodes scapularis (black-legged tick) is the source of this 1353-nucleotide messenger RNA. Its product is annotated as cytochrome P450 3A43. Bases 1 to 1353 code for a protein of 450 amino acids. Gene Ontology annotation, molecular function: oxidoreductase activity, acting on paired donors, with incorporation or reduction of molecular oxygen; iron ion binding; monooxygenase activity. The record is from RefSeq and is a predicted model, not a curated record. The transcript is spliced from 11 exons. Lineage: Eukaryota; Metazoa; Arthropoda; Arachnida; Ixodida; Ixodidae.
AUGGUGCUGAUCAAGGACCUCGACGCUAUUAAACAAAUUCAAAUCGCCAAGUUUAAAGACUGCAGUGCCCGUGGGAUCAUGUCCAUGCUUUCUCUUCAUCACCCUUUCCGAAAGUUCCACAUCUUCAACGCUUCGGUUCAGAGAUGGCGGACCAUCCGUGGAGUGUGCACCAAAACAUACAAUUCCAUCUACCUAAGAAAGAUGUCGCACCUCUUGGAGCACUGCACGGACGAAUUCUUGGAAGUCCUCGAUACGGCGUGCACUCAAGACGUGCCCAUCAACACCAUAGCCGUGUGCAGGACCUUUGCGGCGAAUACGAUGCUUCGGACGGGAUUAAGCUUCAGGAUGGACGAGCGAGACAAGACUGGAAGGGAUGUCCGGGACAGCGUCAAGAAGCUCACGCUAGCGAACAUCAGGGUCUUCCAGGGAGGACUCCUGCACUUGCUUUCAAAUUGCUUCCCGGAAUUCACUCUCGUCUUCCAAUUUGUGCUGAGGAUGAUUGAGAGCGUCCAGAAACCUGCUGUCUGUGAGCUUCUAGAUGCCAUGGCUCCAAUUAUAUACGCUCGAAAAUUGGAUCCCCCGGAACGCAAGAAAAAGGAUUUGCUACAGUUUUUAAUCGACGCAGAGGAGAGUGAUGGCGGAGGUCCCAAUACAACUGGCGUCCGCAGUGGCGCCGAUGAGGGGAAAACAACGCCGCCAAAACAAGCCAUCAUGAGUCUUGUGGAGGUAGAGAGCAACGUUUCACUCAUCGUGUCAUCAGGAACCGUGAACCUGAGCAAGUACUCGUCCUGGCUGCUGUACCUUCUGGCAAGACACCGAGACGUUCAAGAAAAAGUCCGGAACGAGAUUAAAGCCAUACUUCAAAAUGGGGAUGCCAUCAACUACGAUGCCGUGAAAAAAAUGCAAUAUUUGGAACAAGUAUUUCUCGAGUCACUGCGGACACAUUCGUCUCCAUCAGGGUUUGUUACUCGUCUCGUAGAAAACGAACUCGAUGUUGGCUGCGUCAAAAUCCCCGAGGGAGUGAGCAUCAUUAUCCCGACCUACCUCCUCCAUCACGACCCGGAGCUAUGGCAAGACCCGACCAGCUUCAAUCCCGAAAGAUUUUGCCCGGAACAUUUUGAGCAUGAGGAUGCGGGUGCGUUCCAGCCUUUCGGCGCCGGACCCCGAAACUGUUUCGCGAUGGCGUUCUCAAAGAACGUCAUCAUGCUCCUGACAGCCAAGGUGAUAGCGAAGUACAGGCUUGUUCUCACCCAGUCUGAUCACGAGGCGGACAUGAGUGACAAGGACAUGGAAGAGAUGCUUCUCUUGGGUUAUUUAAAGCGAGGACUUUGGGUGAAGUUUGAAAAGUACUGA